Cinara cedri is the source of this 9559-nucleotide messenger RNA. NCBI's taxonomy places the organism in Eukaryota, Metazoa, Arthropoda, Insecta, Hemiptera, Aphididae. The record is from the annotation of a GenBank genome assembly.
CGUUACAUCACAUCUGCCGUCUGCGACCCAAACGGCCAAACACACAUACACACGCGAAAAACACGGUUUAUUCGUUAUUGUGACGCCUGUAUCGAUUCGAUACCGGGCCCGUUACUCGUUAGUUUGUUGAGUUUUUUUCAGCUCUCAACUGAAAAUCGAAUAUUUUUGUUCGCUCGCUGUUUGCAAGCUACGUCAUUGCGUACCGCUGCUCGACUUGGACUGACAGUCACGUAUUAUCAUCAUCCUGGCUGCCCGUAGCAUUAACAAAAACCCAAUCGAAAUGGCGUCCGCGGCCGCCACUUCAUACAAUCAAAACCGCAGAGUGCCGCCUACAAUGCAAAUCCAAAAGGUAAUAUGCCAAGACUCUGUGGUAGUCUGAAUAAAAAAUAUAUUGUGUUUAUGUACCCCUUUAGAGAUUUUUCGUCGACAUUUCUAUCAUUACCGUCUUCCUAUGAUUUAUCGUCUUCGUCUAGGUAUCUACAUAAUUUUUUUGUAUGCUUCGGCACCUACCAUCCUCCCCCUCCCCUCCCCAGACCCCGUAGUAGUUUUGUGUGUCGAUAAUAUUGUAUAUUUUGUUUCGUUUUUGAUUUGCACACCCAAAGCCCUUAAGGGUGCGUACAUACUUGUGGUAAAAGGUUCAGUGAUGACAUAGUGGUUAACAAUAAAAUUUAGGUACUCAUGGUUUUUCAUGGCUCAAUUUAUCAUUAUCUAUUAGCAUAUUAUUAGCGAUUAUUCACAAUUGUUUUGAUAUAUGUUACAUUAUUAUGAUUUUUAUUAGACAGGGCUUUUGAUCUAAUUAGGCGUACUUACUACCUACUUAUAGUGGUUCUAGAACUACUUUUGGUAUGCAUAUUUGUCGCAAUCUGAAAUAACUUAAACUAACAAUUCAGCAUAAAAUAUGAUACGUAUAUAAUGCAUCAUUGUGCUUAUAAAUUGUUGGCUAGUCAAUAACUUUUGGUGAUUUUAAAAAAAUAUUAUGAAAUUUUACAACCUCAACAUUUUUCAUAACUUUACUUUCACAAUGCAGUUAAUCCAAUAUUGUUGUUAUAAUCUACUUGUAAUAAAUUAAUUAAGUAGAUAAGAUAUAAGUAGGUACUCAGUUGUGCAAAAUUCAUUGAUUUAUAUUUUUUUAUUUUAUACUUAAUUAACAGACUUAAGUACUUAUUUAAAUAUUAUAACUAUUCUAGUAGGUAAUGUAAAACAGUACUAAUUUUUGUCUGAGUAUAAUGUAAGGCAUUCAAUUACAUAGACAUUGUUUAUGUGUUUUAUAUUUGUAGAUUAGAUUGUAUCUGAGUCUUUUUAAAAGAAGAGCAUUUUAAUUUUACUUUCUACACGAGCAUAUAUUUCUGUUCUGGAAGUUUUUCUAAGCAUAAUCAUGUUUUUUGAAAAUAUGCUGAAAAUAAUGUGGCUAAUAUUAUGAUUUCACCCGAUUGAUUUGAUCAAAUAUUAUCAGCAUAGUUUUGCUCUGGGAAAAUCAUAUCUCUUGAAGGUUUAUGAUUUUGACAGAGAUUUUAGUUUAUUUGUAAAUUAAUAAUAUUGAUGUUUUAGAUACUGGAUGAAAAUGCACAACUGAUUUCAACAAUUCAAGAAUUUCAAAGCAAAGGAAAAGGUCAAGAUUGUGUACAGUAAGUUUUUUUUUUAUUAGCCACUAGUAUAUAACUAUGAUGUACAGUAAGUUACUGUUUAUUUUCUCAUUAUUGAUAUUGAUUAUAGAAUGUACACAUUUAAAAUGUCCUUUUACUGCCUUGAUAACCAGAAAUAAAAAUGUUUAAUCCUUAGAUAUUAAUACUAAUAAUAUUAUAAACAGAAAGUAUUUAUUUGUAUGUUUGUAAUGGAUAAGAUCAAAAACUACUUGAUCCAUUUUAAAUCUCCUUUUACUUAUAAAAGCUACAUUAUUAAGUAACAUGGGCUGUAUUUUAUUUUCAAAAAAUAUAAAGAUACCUAUAAAAAUUGCCAUAAUGUAAUCCAAGGUAUCAAAAAUAAACUACUGAAUAAUUUACUACAUGUUUUUAGUACUCAUGUUUAUUCAUGGGUUACCUUGGUGAUACAAGUGAUAAUUUGGUUGCCAAGGACAAUAAUAUUAUUAUUAUUACUAUUAUUUACACUAUUAUUUAGAUGAGUGUCUCACUACAGUAUAAUUUUUGGCCUUAUCACUUAAUAGUUAUAUCACAGGUUAUAUUAAAUGUAUACCAUAACUACAAUCAUAUAAUCAUAAUUGGUCAAUUCAUAAAUUAUAAAUUAAGUAUUAACAUUUAUUUGAAUAAUAUUAUACAUUAUAUUAUAUUAGGUAUGUAAAUUAAGUUCAGGUUUAAUAUAGUUCAGGAAUUCCCUGACUAUUUUAAUCAACUAAAAAGAAGAGCAGUCAUAAAAGGUUUUGAGAUUUGAGUAUUAUGACUGCUCUUCUUUUUUGUCGAAUAGAGCCAAAUCUGAAUUUAAUUUUUUUUUUUAUAUAACAUUUAUAUUUCAACUAUUGUAAAUUUGAUUUUUUCUCCUUCAUUUAUGAGUGCAAUAACUGAACUUAAUUUUUUUCUAUUUUGAUCAUUGAAUGUAUUUGUUGCACUUAGACCCAAACUAAUUUCUGCUUGAUUUUUAUUUUCAAACUUUAAUCAAUUAUUUUAGUGAUUUGUACAAGUUGUAUUCAUAUCAAUUUAGAUGUUCUGUUCUUAAAUAUUGGUUUCUUUAUGAAAAAUAUUGUCAUCCAAAUGUUUAUAUAAAUUUACGAGUAUCUAUAUGCUUACAAAUGUUUGCUUUGAUGACAUUAUCAAUACAAGAACAAUAGUCAACUUUCUCUCUUUUUUUUUUCAAUAAUUUCCUUUCUUGCUAUUCUGAUCAUAUUAUGAUCAAUGACAAUAAAAAUAUUGUCUUCUAUAUCCAUCACACAAUUUAGACAUUUCUCUAUCAAUAACAAAUAUUGAAAACCUUGUUCUUCUUUUCUUAUCUAUGUCUCAAAUUCUCUGAUUAAAAUAUUUAAUGAUUGUUAUUUGUAAAUAAUAAAUAAACAAAUUAGUAUUCACAUUUACUACCUUGGAUGCUUAGAAAUUCCAUUUUUCAUUCACGUUUUCAUUUAAUGUAUGUAUUUAAGAUAAAUUAAUAUUCAAUUUAGCAUAGGAAUAUAUGGGUUCUUUAAAUUUACUAUUGUGACAAAUUAUUCUACAUUAUUUCUUUUACCCUUCAUUGGUAUCGGUUUGAUGUAACUUUUUGAAAUGUGUAUCUUCCAAUUAAUAAUCAUAAAAAAAAAAAAAAAAACUAAAAAGGAAUCUCAAAUAAAAUAACCAAAGAAUUAUUAAGAAAAUACUAUAUAUUGAAAUAAAUAACACAGUCAAGAAAUGAUUUUCAGACUUUAUGGCCGUAUUGAUAUACUUUUUACAAACAGAUGUAAAAAUGCUUUGGAAAUUUUUGAACUUUAUUAUAGCAUACAAUAUAAUAUAUAUUAUAUAUAUUAUUAUAUUAUAUAUAAUUAUUAUAUAAUAUAUUUUAAAUUUGAUGCACUGAUAUCAUUCAAUCUAUGAUAACAGAUAUGAUAUAAAUUUAAUAUAACUAUUAAUUGAUAGCGCAUCCUAAAAUUAUGCUGUAAUGAAACAUUUGUUUUUUUUUGCAAUAGCAAAGCAGAGUCAACUUAUAUUACAAGGGUAUAUCUACUGUUGAAUGACUGCAAAAUGCCUAAAAAAGUAAAGUCUCAGCUUUCUAAACAUAGUUCCCCAGUGAGGGCAGCCAAGUUAUGUCUUAUUGGAGAAUCUUCAUCUGAAAAUGAAAAUCAAUAAUCAUUGAUAUAUGUAUCUCUUGAGCAGGGUUCACUAAUUAAUUUUUAUGGAGGUCUGUUUUGAAACUUACCAAAUUUUUAAACUCGUAAAAAAAAAAACUUUGUUCAAUAUCUACCAACAUGGCUAAAUCCACGUGGAAUAUACCCAUCAUAUAUAUAUAUAUAUAUAUAUGAAAAAACUAGUUAAUUUAAAUUAUAUUUAACAUUGUAAUUCUCAUUUUUUAAAUCAAACAUACCAUAAUGAAAAUCACAGCCUUAUCAGGUGUCAACUACAAGAAAAAGACAUACACUUUUAAACUUUUUAUUGGACUUUAUUUAAACUUUUAAUAAAAAUUAUAGCAAACACAGUUUAUGAUAUUUUAAACUUAAAAACACAAUUUUUUGUAAAAUGGAACAUAAUAAUGUUUUUUUUUUGACCAUAAUUUCCAUUGGAAGUUUAAGCUACAUUUUUUGUAAGUAACUUACAUCAAAUUUAAACACGCAAAAACACAUUUUGAAAAAAAAAAAAAAUUAUAAGUAAACCGGUAAAUAUUUAUGACUACUGUUUUCAUUAUGUAUACACAAUAUUUUUUAUCGAAAAUAUUGCUCUAAUCUAAAAAAUUUUAAUAAUUGAGUAAAACUGAAUAAUGUAAAAAUGUUAAGGGAAAAUUUACAAAAAUAAUUCUGUUAAUUAUUUUAAAUUUUGUUUUAACUAAACAGAAAUGUUUAAAAAUUUCACAGGAGGUACAUUAUAAGUCUUACUGAGUGAUAAAAAAAUAAAAUUAAGUAUUAUAUAGAAUGUUUUUUUUAUAAGUAUUAAAAUCAAAUUUUGAUGAAAAUCGUAAAUAUUUAAAAACACGUUUGUUCGAACUUUGCUCUGAAUUUUUUUUCGUUAGCAGUGGCUUAUCGUUGGUUACAAGAUAUCAAUUAAAAAACUUUAUGUAUCCCAACUAGCCACCUACAACAGUAUCAACAAUUUUUUUUUUUCAUUUGGGUUGAUUUAAAAAAAUUGUUUUCAUAUUUUUUCCUACAUUAUCUGUUCCACAAGAAACCUUUGAUGCCUGUAAAUAUAAAACAGUUAUCUUUUUAUAAUUCAAUGAUGUAUAGCAAUGCUAGUGUAGUAUACUUUCCUAAUUUAUAAUUAACAUAGUUUACUCCCAUCACAAGCACUAUCUAUUCAUUUACUGGACAUAUUAUAGUAUAGUCUGUAUAAUAUAGUUUCCUAAAUUAAAUGAUAACAUAUUUAAUUUUGUCCAGAUUUCAGCAAAUUCUUCAUCGAAACCUGGUUUACUUAGCAUCUGUGGCUGAUUCAAAUCAAAACAUUCAAUCAUUGCUACCGGUUUGUGCACAAUAACUAUUAUGAUUGUUCAGUAGAAUAUUGCUUUAUCACACUAAAUUUUAUAUUUAUAUAUUUUUUUUUUAUAUAGCCACCGAGUAUAGCUUUACAAGGUAUGCAAACACAAGGGCAACAUCAACAGUUACAUCAACAACAGCAACCCAUACCAGCAAUAAUGGGUGGACCAGAAGGUCCAAAUUCUCAGUCAAUGCAACAGUCUCAGCAGCAGUGCCCCCCUCAACAGGCCAUGAAUCAAGUGUUCACCCAGGGACAAGGACAGUUAAUGCCUUCUGGUGGAUAUCGUCCCCAACAAACUAUUGCUCCAAUGAGUAUGACAUUUCUAAAUUUAAUUAUUUUAUAUAACAUUCUUAAAUGAUAUAAUAUACUAUCUUGGUUUUCCAAUGAUAGUAUAAAACAAAAUAUACCUGAAAUUUAUAAUAAUGAAGUUCAUAAAAAAAUAAACUCACACUCUUUGGUUUGUGAUUUCCCCUCCAUUGGUAAUAAAUAAUAUAUUGUGUGCAAAUAAAAUAAUGUAAUAAAUUGACAAAAAGUCAUACCAUUACUAUUAGGUCAUAAAACAUAUUAUGGGUCUUUUAAAAACUAAUUAUCAAACUGAUUUACUGAUCAAACAUCACAGUACAUGGUUGUUUAUUGUUAUUCAAGUAUUAUUCCUUAUUAUUUUUAAAAUUAAUUAAAAAGAUUGAUCACAGUACCUUGUUUCUCCAGUACAAAAAUAUUUUAGAAACAAUAAAUACAUGUAAAAAUUGUUACAAAAUAGUUUUUAUAGGGUCCAGAUUGUGCUAAAGAGAAGGUAUUAUAGUUUUUAAUUGAUUGAAUGGUUUGAGAUUACCGAUAAAUAGUAUUGUAUAUUUUAUAUACUUUUUUGCUCAUGCACUUCAGUGGCAUAUUGCAAAUAUAAAUUGGAUAUUGAUCAUUAACCAAUAUAUUAGACAUAGUUCUAUAAUUUUUUUCAACAGUUGAAAAGCUUUUGCUUAUUUGCCAAAUACAUGGAUUUACCUGGAAAUCCUUAACAUUUUAUCAUUAUAUAAAACUUAUUAUUUUUAUUAUUAUCAUUUUUCUAUUUAUACAAUAUAUUUAUUAUUAUGGAUGGCUGGAAGAUAACCCUGAGUGGCGGGCCAGACCAGUACCAAAACUAAUAAUUAUAAAAAAAUAGCAUGUGUGAUUAUAUUGAUAAAGAACAAAUUAAUUUGUAUUGGUUUUGUUCAAUAUUUCAAUAAAAAUUAUUUAUUUUUAUUAUUAAUUUAUUUGUUCCACAGAAAAUGUUAUGGUUAAUUUUGUCAUUUUAUAAUUUUUAUCAAAUGAAAACAUCAAUUAUACAAUAUAAUUAAUAUUAUCAUCUCUUAUAAAUGUUCAACUAAGUAUUUUAAUUUCACUCCCCAAAACAAUACUGAACUAAAUGUUUAGUAAUGUGCAAAACAACUCACAUUUCAUUAGAGCUUAAUAAUCGUCAAUUGAAUAGAUUUCUUUUUGUUUCAAUAUAAAUAUAUAUUUAUUAUUAUGUUUUUCAGUAUUAUCAGUAGAAGUAUACGUACUCUAUAUGUAUUAAUUAAAAAAUUAUAAUACUGGGUGUGCAAUACCCACUGUAAUAUCUCCAGAGAUAAUAAAGAUAAUCAAAUUAUAUUUUAAUAUUUUUAAUAUAUAUAGCACAGUGAUAGGACCUCAAUUGAAAUUAAUUUUUUAUGCUUCUAUAAAUAAAUAACUUUUUAUUUUAUUUUUUUGAAAAAUUUGAAGUAUCUAUUUUUUGUUUUCAUUAAAUUUAUUAAUUUUUAAUAACUUUCAAGUUUAGAGAAAAAUAUCUACAAUUAUGCAGGAGGCUGUAAUGACAUUAUCUAAUUGAUUAUUAUUAUGAUUAGUUAUCUGUAAACUUUUUUUUUCUGAAUAUUAAAAAUUAUGAAUUUAAUGAAAAUAUCGUUGACAUAUCAAAAUUUUCAGAAGUCAAUUAAAUGGUUUUCUUCCAAAAAAAAAAAAAAAAAAAAUUAUAGUCCUUAUCCCAAUGAGCAAUAUAACAAAACCAGAUUUUAAUUAUCUUUAAUAGAUCUCCAGAGAUAUUAUAAUGGGUAUAUCUUUCAAAGACACUCUAUGUACCUUUUAUUAGAAAACUGAAAUUACUUUUAAAUUCUGGAAAAUAAAAUAAAAAAAUUCUAACUUGUUCUUAUAUUGUAGGACCGCCAGCUCAACAGUAUCGUCCAUCACCUCAAUAUCAAGGGCAACCAGCAUAUCCAAAUUUCGCUACUACACAAAGCAAUGCUGUGGGUUCUAGUCAAACUGGUCCUAGUGGUACUAAUGUUGGGUAUAACCAACCACCAAAUCCACCCUAUCAGGGAUAUGGACAUCCACAAACAGUGUCAAGUUCCAAUUACCAGAAUGCCAAUUAUGGAAAUCCUAACCCAGCAGCUAAUCAACAAUAUCAACCGAAUGGCCCAUAUGGUACUCCACCUGGGGGUAAUUAUCCUCAAAAUUCCGGUGCUUCUCAGCCACAGAAUUUUCCGCCAAACUAUCCUCCUGCCAAUUAUGUUCAGCCUGUAAGCUCGAGUAGCACUUAUGGACCAGGUUCAAAUCAACCCUCAUCAUACACUGGUUAUGGAAAUCCACCUCAGAAUACAUAUGCAUCAGCUCAAACAACAUCUGCACCAUCUGCAGCUACUCAGACUUAUUCUCCUCCUACCAAUCAGUCUGUUCCUAAUGCCGCUAUUGCUGUUAAUCAACAACCUGCACCCACAUCACAACCGACUUAUCCAACACCACAGCAACCAAACACUCAAUCAUACCAACCCCCUAACAAUGGACCUAACCAACAGCCCGGGCCUCCUCAAAAUUAUCCACCUCAGCAAUCUUAUCAACCUCCACCGCAAGGAUAUGCUCAAGGCUAUCAAGCUCCCGGACAACCUAGUGGAUAUCAGCCAUAUAGUCAAAGGCCUUUAGCUCCUCCAGCAAAUCAGUCUCCAUAUCCAGGAUAUCCAUAUCAACCUUCUCCAGUUUAAUAAUUCGUAAUUAAUUACUAUUUUUUAAACUUUUACUUAUGCAUAUAAAUUCUUGUAUCUUAAGCCCUUCUUAACAAUAUUUGGUUAACACUAAAAACAGAUUAAUUUGUUGUAAACCAACAAAAUUCACUCAUGGUUAGUGCUAAUGAACACUUUAUUAAUGGAUUAUUGUAAGAAACAGGCUUAGUUAGAUUUUAAUUUUUAAUUUUUUUGUAUGUACCUGUGUAAGGUAGGCACUUGCAGCAUGUAAAUAACUAUUAUGUAUACUCUUUUUUAGCAUUUAAUAUACUAUUUUAGUUUUUUUAUCCAUAUAAAAAUAAAUUUUAAUACUUAAUAUUAAAUUAAUAAAACAUAAUAGAUAAUAUAAUAAUUUAAUUGGGUUUAUUUAGUGUGGUUAAUCUUAAGUGUCAUUUAAUUAUAAAAUUAUUUUUUAAUAUUAAUCAUAUUUAAUUUUUUAAUUAUUAUUUAUAAGGAUGUUUAAAUCAUUUUCAAUUCAAUACAAUUCAUAGGACUAAACUAGCUUAAUGUUUAGUAGCUAUUUAGCGUUAUUUUAUAUACAUUAUAAUUAUUCAUAAGUACUUAAUUUAUCUAAAUAAAUAUUAGUACUACAAAAUGCCAUCUAUUUUAAAUUUAUUAUACUCAAAACAAAAUUGUAUUUUUGAGGUUUUGCUCAUAAUAAAUUUAUAAUUGACAUAACAGAAAAUACUCAUUAUCAGAAAAUAUUAACUUUUUUUUGAAAUUUGUUUUUUAGAUCAUUUAAGAAACAAGCAGCUCUAAAAUGUUAUAUUACCUUUAUUUUUUUUGCCACCUUUAAUACUACCCUAUUUUGUCUGUCAAAUUGAUCAUAUAAAAGUAUUAAUUUAAAUAUGUUUCGCUGUUGACAUUUUUAAUUAGUGUUUACUGUGAGAUAUUCCACACAAUUUUGAGUUGAAGAAGUAUCAUUUGUGUGGUGAUAUGCCAACAUUUGAUGGUGCUCCACUACUCUCCUCUUUUGCAAAAAAUGACAAAUUUCAAACCUAAUUAGAUAAUGAGUAUCUUAAAUUAUGUUGGUCACAUAGCAUAUGUCUAGUAGUAAACUAUAAAAUCAUCAGGACACAUUGAGCAGAUAUGGUUAAAAUUUACAAAUUGUUGAUUGAUUAAUUUUUUUGUAAAUUAUAUGUUAAGUAUUAUGGCUAUUAUUAUUUAUUUAUCUUUUGUGUAUAAGUUACAAUAUAAAUAGAUGCAAUUUUUAUAAAAAGAGUAUCCUGUAGCCAUACCAGUUUUGAUUUUUAAAUGAGAACCUACAUGUUUUAAUGCAAAUUGUGAUUUUUAUUAAAAUGUUUACAUAUUGUAAUAUAAUUUUGAAUAAAAAGUUAAUCUACUAUAAAUAAUAGGAACUAUUUCAUUGAAAUCUGUAUCAGUAUUUUCUUAUAUUAAAGAAUUAGUAAAAAAUUAACAUUUAAUUUUUCUUAUGCAUUGUAAUUGAUGUAAUAAUAAGUUUCC